AUGACUCCCACCAACCACGACUCCAAGGACACAAAGGAGGUGGCCUCUCCGUCGCCAAAGAUCUUUGCUGACGAGAAGAAGAAGACGGAUACUGGCCUCAGCAGCUCAGACUCUGGUUCAGUCUCCCAAGAGUCACUCGUUGAUGCUGAUGGUUAUGGCUCAACCAACGAUCACAUCUUUUCUGAUCCGGCUGUGGCAGAUCACUGGCGCACCACAUACGAAAAUGUAAAUUACGAGAACAGACAUCGCUUCGACCCCAGCUUUACCUGGUCGGCCGAGGAGGAGCGGAAGCUGGUCAAGAAGAUUGACCGUAGGAUCAUGCUUUGGUACGUACCUACCACACACUCUUUCCCAAAUGGAAUUCUCUUACUAAUGAAUUCGGUCUACAGGGCAUGGAUCAUGUUUUGUGGUCUCGAUUUGCAUCGUCGAAACAUCAACCGCGCCAUUACGGAUAGGAUGCUGGAAGAGAUUGGCAUGGACACGAACGACUUCAAUUACGGCCAGACCUUGUUCUUGGCGUCUUUCUUGGUGGCAGAACUUCCAUCUGGGCUCAUCAGCAAGAGGGUUGGUGCUGACCGUUGGAUUCCCUUCCUCAUCUGCAGCUGGUCCAUUGUGGCUGGCUCGCAGGCGUUCCUCAAGACCAAAGCUGGAUUUUAUGUCAUUAAGGUGUUAUUGGGCUUCCUGAUGGGCGGGUUCAUCCCCGACAUCGUGCUGUGGCUCACCUACUUCUUCAAGUCCAACGAACUGCCCACCCGUCUCGCCUGGUUCUGGACGGCCCUCAGCACGGUGAACAUUGUCGGUUCUCUUCUCGCUGCUGGCAUCCUCAAGAUGCGAGGAAUUGGUGGCUGGAGUGGUUGGCAGUGGCUCUUUCUGCUCGAAGGCAUCGUGACACUCCUUAUCGGCACCUUUUCGUGGGUUCUCAUGCCCCCCGGACCCUGUCAAACCCGUAACUGGUUCCGGGGCAAAGACGGCUGGUUUUCAGACCGCGAGGAAUUCAUCAUUGUGAAUCGGCUGCUCCGCGAUGACCCCUCCAAGGGCGACAUGAACAAUCGCCAGGGUGUUGGUCUUGUCCUCCUCUGGAAGACCAUCAAGGACUGGGAGAUGUGGCCGCUGUAUCUCAUUGGUUUGACCACCUACAUCCCCCCCUCGCCCCUCAACACCUACAUGUCCUUCAUUUUGCGACAAAUGGGCUUUGGCGUCUUUGAAGCCAACUUGAUGGCCAUUCCAGCUCAGUUCAUGUUUGCCGUCAACUUGCUCAUCAUCACUUGGGUGUCCAAGCGAUUCAAAGAGAGGUCAAUCGUCUCCUCCAUCAGCAACAUUUGGAUGUUUCCCUUCUUCGUGGCCUUGGUCGCAUAUCCGAAUGCUUCUCCAUGGGCUCGCUAUGGAAUCAUGACUGGUCUUUUGUCCUACCCUUACUGCCACGCCAUUCUGGUCGGCUGGAACGCACGCAACAGCAACGCGGUCCGGACAAGAGCCGUGUCGGCUGCCCUUUACAAUAUGUUUGUCCAGAGCGGCAACAUCCUCGCCAGCAACAUUUACCGUGACGAGGAUAGGCCGUUUUACGUUCGUGGAAACCGGAUUCUGCUUGGUAUUGUCUGUUACAACAUUGUGCAGUUUUACUUUGUCAAAGCCUUUUACAUCUGGAGGAACAAGCUGAGGGACGCCAAAUGGAAUGAGCUCACACCGGAGCAACAGGAGGAUUAUACUCUCAACAGCAAGGACGAGGGCCUGAAAAGACUGGAUUUCCGGUUUGCUCACUGA
Molecule: messenger RNA, 1761 nt
Organism: Podospora anserina S mat+
Lineage: Eukaryota; Fungi; Ascomycota; Sordariomycetes; Sordariales; Podosporaceae
Exons: 1
Coding region: 1-1761 (586 amino acids)
Biological process (GO): transmembrane transport
Cellular component (GO): membrane
Molecular function (GO): transmembrane transporter activity
Source: RefSeq, a predicted model, not a curated record